Trematomus bernacchii (emerald rockcod) is the source of this 2740-nucleotide messenger RNA. It is a transcript of the gene gfm2, whose product is annotated as GTP dependent ribosome recycling factor mitochondrial 2. Gene Ontology annotation, molecular function: translation elongation factor activity; GTP binding; GTPase activity. The transcript has 20 exons. The record is from RefSeq and is a predicted model, not a curated record. The coding region runs from base 243 to 2513 and encodes 756 amino acids. Gene Ontology annotation, biological process: ribosome disassembly; mitochondrial translation. Gene Ontology annotation, cellular component: mitochondrion. Lineage: Eukaryota; Metazoa; Chordata; Actinopteri; Perciformes; Nototheniidae.
GCCGUACCAUAUGAAAGCGUGACAUUUGAUAACAGAUUAUGGUUUUUGUAGCACAAUUUAAUGCUUGAGAGUGGGAUACAUUUUGUAUUAAUGUACUGGUUAUAGCCAUACGUAUCGGCCUGUUGUUACUGUUGUGUUAGUGAGUGUCACUCCACUAUGGUUCGUCCAAAACUAACACAAAUUAUGUGGAAAGACCUUGGAAGAUAAAAGAAGACAUUAAAGCCUGUGGGACAUUUAACAGGAUGAUUUGGGGAAGGUAUGUAUUAACUGCUGGGCUCCAGAGCUGCAGAUGUAGAGUGAGCUGUCAUGUACGAAGACACUACAUAAUUCUUCCAGAUGACGUCAAAUCGCUGCGGGCUGUGGUCAACCCUGAUGUAUCCAAAAUCCGAAACAUCGGCAUUAUGGCUCACAUUGACGCAGGAAAAACAACGACCACAGAAAGGAUGCUGUAUUACUCUGGCUAUACGAGAGCGCUAGGAGAUGUGGAUGACGGGGAUACAGUCACAGAUUUCAUGGCUCAGGAAAGGGAGCGUGGUAUCACCAUACAGUCGGCAGCUGUCACAUUUGAAUGGAAAACUCAUAGAAUAAACCUCAUAGAUACACCAGGACAUGUAGACUUCACUCUGGAGGUAGAGCGGGCUCUUCGUGUUCUCGAUGGAGCUGUUGCAGUGUUUGAUGCUUCUGCCGGGGUUGAGGCUCAGACUCUGACCGUGUGGAGGCAGGCAGAGAAGCACCACGUGCCCUGUGUUUGUUUCCUGAAUAAGAUGGAUAAGCCCGCAGCAAGCCUAAGUUUUUCCAUAGAGAGCAUUAAAAAGAAGUUGAAAGCCAAUCCAGUCCUCCUGCAAAUUCCUGUCGGCAGCGGGAAAGACUUCUCCGGUGUGGUGGACUUGUUGACCAAUCAGAAAUUGAUAUGGAAACACAAAACAAUGAGAGAUGAGGAAGAUGGUCGGACCUUUGAAAUCACACCUCUGGACGAGUCGGAGGAGCCAGAGCUCCUGCAGGAGGUCAGCGAGGCCCGGACGGCUUUAAUCGAGCAGGUUGCUGAUCUGGACAAUGAGUUUGCUGAUUUGCUGCUGACUGAUUUUGGUGAAAACUUUGAUGAAGUUCCCUCAAUCAAACUGCAGGAGGCCGUGCGGCGGGUGACUCUGGCCCGUAAAGGCGUCCCGGUCCUCUGUGGGAGCUCUUUGAGGAACAAAGGUGUUCAGCCUCUUCUAGACGCCAUCACUGCUUACCUGCCCGCCCCCAAUGAACGGCACCAUGACCUGGUGCGGUGGUACAAAGACGACUUAUGUGCUCUGGCCUUCAAAGUUCUCCAUGAUAAGCAGCGCGGCCCUCUGGUGUUUCUGAGGAUUUACUCUGGUACUCUGAAACCACAGUCUGCUGUCCACAACAUCAACAGGAACAGCGUUGAGAGGAUUAGCCGGCUGAUGGUGCCGUUUGCUGAUCAGAAUGUAGAAAUCCCCUCGAUGACGGCGGGAAACAUCGCUCUGACUGUAGGACUGAAGCAGACAGUCACCGGGGACACCAUCGUCUCUUCCAAGUCUUCAGCAGCCGCCGCCGCCCGCCGGGCCCAUAAUGACAGCGGGACAGGGGCGAAGUGCGGGGAACACGCCAGCGUGGUGCUUUCAGGGGUGGAGGUCCCUGAACCCGUCUUCUUCUGCACCAUCGAGCCGCCCACCAUGGCCAAACAGGCUGAUCUUGAGAAUGCACUGAAUAACCUCCAGAGAGAGGACCCCAGCCUUAAAGUCAGGUUGGACCCGGACUCUGGACAGACUAUUUUGUGUGGGAUGGGAGAGCUGCACAUCGAGAUCAUCCAUGAUCGAAUCAGAAGAGAGUACGGCAUUGAGACUGACCUCGGGCCGCUGCAGGUGGCCUACAGAGAGUCCAUCCUCCACAAGGUCUCAUCCACAGAAACGCUGGAUCGUACUAUCGGGGAGAGACGACAUGUUGUUACCGUGGAGCUGGCCGUCACCCCUCUGGACUCCUCCUCAUGUGAAUUCGCUUUCACAGAAGAACUGGGGGCCAAGCUAUCUGCUGAAAUAAAGGAGGCCGUGGAGAAUGGAGUACAGAGCGCAUAUCUACAAGGUCCUCUGCUAGGUUAUCCUUUACAGGGAGUGUCUGCACUGAUCCAAAGUGUCCACAUGGAGCCGGGAACGUCCCCUGCCAUGGUGUCCGCCUGUGUGUCCCGCUGCAUGCAGAAGGCUCUCAGGCUGGGAGGAGGUCAGGUUCUGGAGCCGGUGAUGUCCCUGGAAGUGACCGUGGAGGAGGAGCGCCUGAGCUCUGUUCUGGGAGAUCUAGCACAACGACGAGGGACCGUCCGAGACAUCCAGAGUCGCCAUGACGACAAAGUGCUGCUCGCCACUGUGCCUCUGGCUGAGAUGAUGGGCUAUUCCACCAUCUUGCGAACAGUGACCUCCGGUAACGCCACCUUCACAUUAGAGCUGGACACCUACGAGGCGAUGAACCCCCAGGACCAGAACACCCUCCUGAAGAGAGUGUCUGGUCUGCUGUGAUCUCAACAAUAAAACCUCUUCACCAACGGGACCAAAGGCUGUCUGAAACAGAGGCACGGAAAAGACUUUGCCAGGAUUUACAACUAAUAUCAGAAAAAGUCAUUCUAAUGUAAUUUAUUGUGGGAAUUCCCCCUGCAGGAAAGAGUGUGAAACUAUUGGUGUAAUUAUGUUCCAUGUUGUUAGCUGGAUGCAAAAUACAUGUACAGAAACAGUAUUUCAUACCCUUU